AUGCUCCUGCUCCUUUGCCGCCGUCUUCCCUCCGUUGCUGCAGGGCGCCAAUUCUCCAACCUGAUCCAAGAUGGCUGCCUGGUUUUCCAGUCGCAGUCCCUGGACAUCCACCAGAACCUGGCACUGGAGGACUGGAUAGAGUCUCAGGUGGACCUCACUGGCCGCCGCCUGCUGCUGCUGUGGCGAAGCCGCGUUGCCGUGGUGAUCGGCCGCCAUCAAAACCCGUGGGCGGAGUGCGAUCUGGGCGCCAUGAGCCGGGCUGGUGUCCCAUUGGCUCGCAGACGCAGCGGGGGUGGGACCGUCUACCACGACUCAGGGAAUCUGAACCUGACUUUCUUUAGCGGCAGGAAACUAUAUGACCGAGAACGGAACCUGCGCAUCGUCACGGCAGCGCUUAACAGGGUGGUGCCAGGGCUGGACGUGAAGGCCACAGAGAGACUGGACAUCGUGCUGAACGGGAAAUACAAGAUCUCAGUGUACAUCAUUGCAAAAGAAGUGUGCGCGUAUGCCUCCACUCAGUUGGUGAACCUGCAGAGGCACCUGCGCACACACACAGGGGAGAAACCCUACCACUGCCAGCUCUGCACCUACUCCUGCAGCUCCUUGGGCAACCUGCGGAGGCACCAGAGGACACAUGCCACCGAGAGGAAGAGGAGAAGGGAGGAGACCAAGAUGGGGAAGAAGAAGAAAAAGAAGAGGAGGGAGGGAGACGAGGAAGUGGCCUCCUCCCUGGCAGUGUCUCCUCCUGGAUUCCUGUCUCUGGGCUCCCUGGACUCCUCUCGUUUGCCUGCGCUUCUGUUCCCAGUUCUGUGCAGAGUCUGUGGACAGAGUGUGGAGGAGGAGAGCGAAAGAGGAGACGCAGACACAGACACACAGGUGUGCCGCGGCUGCUCCACGGCACCCUCGCCUCCUCCUGCUCCUCGCUCUCGUAGAAAACCCUCCAGGAGAACUCUUCACCGCUGCCCCCUGUGCCCGUUCUUCUCCCUGUACCCGUACCACCUGACACGGCACCUGCAGACUCACGACUCUAGCAAACCGCACCGCUGCGCACACUGCACCUACGCCUCCUCGCACCCAGACAACCUGAAGCGCCACAUGCGUGUGCACACGGGCGAGAAGCCCUUCACCUGCGCCUCCUGCAGCUACGCCUGCGGGAACCUGGCCAACCUGCGGCGCCACGAGCGCGUGCACUCGGGCGCCAAACCGUUCCACUGCGGCGUCUGCGGCUACAGCUGCAACCAGAGCAUGAACCUGAAGCGCCACAUGCUGCGCCACACGGGCUUCAAGCCCUACAGCUGCGAGUGCGGCUAUAACACCGGCCACUGGGACAAUUACAAGAGGCACCAGCGCAAGCACGGCCACGACACCGACCUCUGGGACAAGCGAACAUACGAGACCAACGCUGACCAGGCGGGGGGGAGCGAGAUCCUGGACUCUAAGGAGAACCUGGACUCUAAGGAGAACGAGACUCGGCCAUCAUGA
This is a messenger RNA of Knipowitschia caucasica, 1482 nucleotides long. NCBI's taxonomy places the organism in Eukaryota, Metazoa, Chordata, Actinopteri, Gobiiformes, Gobiidae. The record is from the annotation of a GenBank genome assembly.